Messenger RNA from Saccostrea echinata, 1440 nucleotides. RefSeq lists its product as uncharacterized. Gene Ontology annotation, molecular function: zinc ion binding. The transcript is spliced from 3 exons. Bases 1 to 1440 code for a protein of 479 amino acids. Lineage: Eukaryota; Metazoa; Mollusca; Bivalvia; Ostreida; Ostreidae. The record is from RefSeq and is a predicted model, not a curated record.
AUGGCUACCAGUACAAUCCGGGCACAGGAGAUCAUCCUCUGUCACCUCUGUGGCACGAGACCCACCAAGCUUCACUGUAACCCCUGCCAAACAGAUUUAUGUGAAAAUUGUGUGGGAAAACACACCAUGAUGUCAUCAUUUGCCGCUCAUGAAAUCAUAAAUGUUUCAGUUGAUGAAAAGAAACGUCUUGUGGAAAAAGACACAUCUUAUCUUCAAGACGUCAUUUCUAAAUUCAAGAAAGCGGACGAAGAAAUUGAUUGCAAAAUGGUGGCUUUGAACACCAGAUGUGAUGAAUUAGAAGAACUGAUAUUAAAGCACGGAAAAGAAUGGCACUGCGUCAUCGACAAUGUCAUGAUGAAAAACAAAAGAGAAAUUGCCAGAAUAAGAGAAGAUGGAACAAAUGAGUUAAGGAAAUACAAGACGGAAAUGAAGGAUGUUUUUCUGAAUCUGCAAGAAACCGUCCAGCGAAACAAAGAAAUUGUCAAAUCUGUAGAUGUCAAUGAAAUCUGCCAAUACGAGCUGGCAUCUAGUAAAUAUCAGAAUACCCCACUGAAUGUUGAAUUAAAGCUUCCAACUUUUGUUUUCAAAGAGGUCCUUAGGAUAGCUUUAGAAAUUGCAGAAUUUCCUACAGGAAUAACACCAUUGAAGCGGGAGAUAUGUGUUGGUUCAGAUGAGGCGUGGAUAAGCGGAAAUGAUGAAACGGUUACACGUUUUAAUAUAAAAGGCGCUGUACUGGAGAAAGUCAACACCACUUGUAGUGGUUCCCCCAGUGAUAUUACAGUAUCAAAAGAAGGAAAUCUAAUUUACACCGAUACAGCAAAUAAAGUAGUUAAUAUAGUUCAACAAGGAAAGUCUACCACUCUGAUCACUGCACCGCAGGGGUGGGAACCUCUCGGAGUGUUUUGUUCGCAGUCAGGUGAUUUACUUGUUAGCAUGAGAACAACUGAUCAAACACGCUGCAAAAUUGUCCGCUACGAGGGUAAAAGGAUAACACAAGAAAUAGAAGAGGACGACAUGGGCGAUCCUUUAUAUAAAGGAGGGUCGAAAAUGCUCUUUGUGGCUGAGGACGAUAACGGAGACAUAUGUGCUUCAGAUUGCAAUGCAAAUGCUUUCAUCAUGGUCAACAGGGCUGGAGAACUGCUAUACCGAUAUACAGAAAGACAAAUGAAGGGCAAUCCUUGUGGUAUUAUGAUAUUUUCUGUUUUUCGGAUUUUCCUGGGUUUCUGGGGAAAAAGCGCUUAUUUCAUUUAUGAGUACGGUCGUCGAAGAUUUUGUUCUGGUUUGGGCUAUUAUGGGGCACAUAGCAUUGACAGAUUUGGAAGGCUUUGGUUAGGGGAAUCAAGCAGCGGAAAAGUGAAGAUCAUCAACGAUGAAAGAAUGCUAUGUUUGUAUUAUGUUUUACUUAUUGGGAUCAUAAUUUCUCUUUUCAUCAAUUUUUGA